Messenger RNA from Calliphora vicina (urban bluebottle blowfly), 1394 nucleotides. It is a transcript of the gene Non2, whose product is annotated as upstream activation factor subunit spp27 homolog Non2. The coding region runs from base 167 to 862 and encodes 231 amino acids. The transcript has 2 exons. Gene Ontology annotation, cellular component: nucleus. Lineage: Eukaryota; Metazoa; Arthropoda; Insecta; Diptera; Calliphoridae. The record is from RefSeq and is a predicted model, not a curated record.
UGAAUUUAUAAAAUAGACGCCGAAAUUUUUUUCUUCCAACACAUUUCUCUUUUUGCUAAAUUAAAAUAGGUUUACUUCUUGUGCAAAACACACUGAAUUAAAAAAACGAAAAGUGAAAUACAACAUAAAUACUAACAGAUUUGGAAAUAAGUUGCAUACAAACAAAAUGGCUGACAUUUCAACUGAAGAAUUAAAAAAUGAAAUCCAUGCAGUCUUAAAGACAGCCGAUUUGUCCGUGGUCUCGGCCAAAAAAGUGCGUGAACAAGUGGAGAAAAAGUUGGAAUGUUCCUUGCUCAGUCGCAAGAAGGAGUUCGACAAAAUUGUGAUGGAUUUCAUAAAUGCCCAGCAAGAUGAAGAAUCAGAAGAGGAAGACAAAGAUGAUGCUAGUGCUUCGGAAGAGGAAGCCAGCAGUGAGGAGGAAAAGAAGCCGGCUAAGAAACGUCCCCAACCUACACAACGCAAAGCAGCGCCUCCCAAAAAGAAGCGCAAAUCAUUGACUGCCUCCGACUCGGGUUCCGAAUCCGAUGCCGGUUCUGACUCAGACUUUGAAAUGCCCAAGAAGAAGGCAGCUGCCAAAAAGAAGAAGGCACCCGGUGAUAAACCAGCAGGUCCUCGCAAAUCGACAGGUUUCACCAGAGCCUACAACCUAUCCCCGGAAUUGUCAUCCUUAAUGGGUGCCGAAGCUCUGCCCCGCCAUGAAGUGGUCAAGAAAGUCUGGGCCAUUAUUAAGGAACGCAACUUGUACGAUCCGAAAAACAAACAAUUUGCCAUUUGUGAUGAUGAACUUAUGAAAGUAAUGAAAGUUAAACGUUUUCGUACCUUUGGUAUGUUGAAACAUUUAAAACCCCAUUUCUUGGAAUAAGCAAACAAUGAACAAAAACAUACCCCGCGGGCGUUUAAUGGACAAACAUUAAUGGCCAUUUAGAUAUACUAAAACUAGAGUGUUUUAGUAAUUAAAAAAAAUAUUUUUAUAAUUUUAAUUAUUUUUUAUUUACUAUUUUUUUCCUUGCAGUUAUUGUGACAAUUUAAAUUUUAUAAAAAAAAAAGAAAUUUUAUUAGAAACUCUAUAUGAAGAAGAAUCGAGAAAAUUAUAAACUACUGAUUAAAUUUUAUUAAACAAAAAAAGAGCAUUUCUAAAAUAGUACUUUAAGUUCUUUUCUAAAUAUGUAAUUAAAAUGUAAUUCUUUUUUGUUUGACUGCAUUACGCAUAUUUAUGCGUAAAAUAUUUAACAAUUUAAGAAAAAUCUUAAAAAGAAACUCAGUGUAUCCGCAAUAAACUAAAAAUAAUUUUCAAUUAUAAUUAUUUUUCUUAAGUUCUUUUGAUAUUUUACAUUUAAGAAAAACAAAAAUACAAAAAAAAUAAACUUAAAAUGCUUCAAUUUAAAACUUAAUAA